UACCCUUUUUUUUUUCUCCCCCAAGCAAAACAUGAAGUACUUGCCAUCAUUGUGCUCAUUUUCACUUAUCUCCAUGUUUCUCGCACUUUUUUCUCUUGGAACAAACUCACCAUUUGAAAGCAUCUUCUCUUCUUCUUUCUCUUUAUGGUCACUUCUUACUCUCUUUCUCACCACAGCCUUUCCUCUUCUUGCUAUCUCCCUUAACUAUUGGCUUGUCCCAGGAGGCUUUGCAUGGAGAAACUACCAAAAACUUUACAAGGACUAUGAAAAAAUCCCUGGUCCUAUGGGCUGGCCCAUACUGGGGACUUUGCCCUACAUGGGCUCCCUAGCCCAUAGAAAACUCGCUGACAUGGCCGUUUCGCUAAAUGCGAAAAGACUCAUGGCAGUGAGUUUAGGAUCCCAACCUGUUAUCAUAAGCAGUCACCCUGACACCGCAAGACAAAUUCUAUGUGGUUCUAGUUUCUCAGAUCGUCCAGUCAAACAAUCAGCAAGGUUGCUAAUGUUUGAGCGUGCCAUAGGAUUUGCACCCUAUGGCACGUACUGGCACCACCUUCGCAAGGUGGCGGCCACGCACAUGUUCUCUCCACGAAGUAUUUCCGGCCUAGAGAGUCUCAGGCAAGAAGUGGCCGAUGGAAUGGUGGAGAGAGCAUGGAAGGAGAUGGAAGAGAAAGGGGUGGUAGAAGUUAGGGGAAUAUUGCAAGAAGGGUCUCUUAACAAUGUUUUGGAGAGUGUGUUUGGUAGUAAUAAUAAUUCUAUGAGUUCAAAAACAAGAGAGGUUUUGGAUGAAAUGGUUAAAGAAGGGUAUGAGUUGAUUUCCAUGUUCAACUGGGAAGAUUAUUUCCCUUUUAAGUUCUUAGACUUCUAUGGAGUGAAAAGAAGGUGUCAAAAAUUGGCGGCUAAGGUCAACACUGUGGUGGGUCAAAUUGUUGAAAACAGAAAAAGAUCUGAGGAUUUUGUUGGACAGAGUGAUUUUCUUAGCGCUUUGCUUUCUUUGCCCAAAGAAGAAAGGUUUAGUGAUUCGGAUAUGGUGGCUAUUUUGUGGGAAAUGAUAUUCCGGGGAACAGAUACAGUUGCUAUACUCCUUGAAUGGACCAUGGCUAGGCUGGUGUUACACCCAGACAUACAAACCAAAGCCCGCCAGGAGAUCGACAAUUGCGUGGGCCCGAACGGUCACGUGCAGGACACGGACAUCCCAAAUCUCCCUUACCUCCAAGCCAUAGUGAAGGAGGUUCUCCGAAUGCAUCCACCAGGUCCAUUGCUCUCAUGGGCCCGGCUUGCAAUCCAUGAUGUCCAGAUAGACAAAGUUUUAGUGCCACGUGGCACAACUGCAAUGGUCAACAUGUGGGCGAUAGCACAUGACUCAUCUGUAUGGGAAGAUCCAUGGGAUUUUAACCCCGAAAGAUUCAUGAAGGAAGAUGUGUCCGUCAUGGGCUCGGACAUGAGGCUCGCACCCUUCGGCGCUGGCCGAAGGGUGUGCCCCGGUAAGGCAAUGGGCUUGGCAACGGUUCAUCUCUGGCUUGCUAAACUUCUCCACCAUUACAUAUGGGUUCCGGUGCAGCCUGUGGAUCUUUCAGAAUGCCUCAAGCUCUCUAAUGAGAUGAAAAACCCUUUAAGGUGCCAAGUGAUUUGCAGAUAGAAUAACGCCGUAAUAAUUUAUUGAACUCGUACCGGUGCAAAAUGUGCAAUAGUGUGAAAUAUAUUAUAUAGUAAUGCAAUAAGUACAUUAUUGCACUGUAGUUGAGUUCAAGGCAUGCAAUAUAUACGCAAUGAAACUUAGUAGUAAUCAAAGUAAAGAAGGGAUAGACUAUAUGUCUCGCUAUCUCUAAGAAUGUGAGAAAUGGAAACUGCAGCUUAUUGUAAAAUGAAGUUCUAUUAGUUUAUUCCUUUA
This is a messenger RNA of Arachis duranensis, 1888 nucleotides long. RefSeq names its product cytochrome P450 78A5. Gene Ontology annotation, molecular function: monooxygenase activity; iron ion binding; oxidoreductase activity, acting on paired donors, with incorporation or reduction of molecular oxygen. The coding region runs from base 32 to 1636 and encodes 534 amino acids. The record is from RefSeq and is a predicted model, not a curated record. The transcript has 2 exons. NCBI's taxonomy places the organism in Eukaryota, Viridiplantae, Streptophyta, Magnoliopsida, Fabales, Fabaceae.